Egretta garzetta (little egret) is the source of this 423-nucleotide messenger RNA. RefSeq names its product proto-oncogene tyrosine-protein kinase Yrk-like. The transcript is spliced from 6 exons. Gene Ontology annotation, molecular function: protein binding. The record is from RefSeq and is a predicted model, not a curated record. NCBI's taxonomy places the organism in Eukaryota, Metazoa, Chordata, Aves, Pelecaniformes, Ardeidae. The coding region runs from base 1 to 423 and encodes 140 amino acids.
AUGCCCUCCCUGGCCGUCGACCCCGACCCCACGCAGCCGGGUGCCGUCUUCACCCACAUCCCCGACUUCAACAACUUCCACGGCGUGGCGAUGCCCUCGGCUCCGUCCUUCACGGGGCCAGGGGUCUUCACCUCCAACACGCUGCAGAUGCGGAGCGGGGGCAUCACAGGUGGGGGCGUGACACUUUUCAUCGCCCUGUAUGACUACGAGGCCAGGACGGAGGACGACCUGACCUUCCAGAAAGGGGAGAAAUUCCACAUCAUCAACAACACGGAGGGUGACUGGUGGGAGGCCAGGUCGCUGAGCUCGGGUGCCACGGGCUACAUCCCCAGCAACUACGUGGCCCCUGUGGACUCCAUCCAAGCAGAAGAGUGGUACUUCGGGAAGAUCGGGCGCAAGGAUGUACCCCAGGAUGCCCCAUGA